CAUUGAACUUGAAUUAACAAUUAGUUGGUAAAAUCUAUAUAAUUUAAAUAUCUAAUUGUUGGUUAAGAGAAAAGAGAAACUUUUUCAUUUUAAUUUCUUGUGAUUAAGUUAAUUAAAGAUUAACUUGAGAGGAUAAUCCAACUCUUAGCAAUUAGAUUUUAUUAUUUUUCCUUUUUUUUCUCAUAAUCAUAAUCAGUUGAUUACUUGUCACUCAAUCGUUAAUGUUUCUAAUUGUUGGACCGAUAGAAACCAUUAGUUUACAAUUAAAUCAUUUCCAAUUUUCAUCUUGUCAAUGUAAUAACGAUUAAUCAGUUAACUGGGAUUUUCUCAGGUAAAUUAAUCCUCAUUAAAAGUUAAUCCCAAAGUUGAUUGUGAUAAUUUAGUGAUUUCAUUGUGAUAACAAGUCGUACACACUUGAUGAUUAAUGGAAAGUGCUAUAAUUAAUUAGUGAUGUUUGAUGAGGCCGAUUAACUUUACCAUCUUAUUGAAAAAAAAACAUCAACAUCAAAAAUUGAUCACAAUUAAAGUGAAAAUAAUCAAUUAACUGUCAAUAUUAAUGGUCGUUCAUUGGUCAAUCACUUUCACCAUUUUUGAAUCGAUUCAAAUUGAUUUGAUUACCUCCUGAAAAUAGACCAACAAUUUAAAUAAACAUUUGAUUAGAUUUUCAAUCAGGUACGAAAUAAUUGCUAAAUUGUCUCAAAUUAACAGCCAUGAUCAGAAAAGAGUAACAAUUUACUUAUUAUUUCUUGUAUAAAUACUGACCAUUAAGUUUGAUCAUCUUUUAGUUUUGAUUAACUUUGAUUCUUACACUUAAUCAUUCAUAAUGGUUAGAUUAUCUUGGAUUGGUUUUAUUUCCUCUUUAAUUGUGAUUAGUGUUCUGAUCAACGGGAUACAUGGAGACAAUUUAAACACCAACAGCAACAGUGAUGAUUUAUCAUCAACAAUCGAGUCUAAAUCAUCAGAUAAUCAGGAAGAUGUCAGAUUUUCACAAUUGGAAGAUAUUUCUAAACAUCGACAAUUACACCCGAGUGAAAUUUUCAACGUCUAUUUGGUACAAAAGGCCGAUGGACGAAGAGAAUUGUGUUUCCCGUUAAAUUUUACCGAUUCUUUUGCCUCUCUUGCCGAUAAAUAUUUACUCGAGAACAAUUUAUCGCCCGAGGCCAAACCAUCGCCCGUUCCAACACCUUCAUCUUUAUCACCAAUUCCAACGGAAACAAUUGAAAUCACCUCGAGAAAGAGACGAUCAAUUACCUGGGCAUUCAGGAGACUUCUCAUAUUAAAACGUAAAGUAAUCAAUACACUUCUAUUCCUCUUAUAGUUAACCAAUUUUCAACAAUUAAACUGUAAACUAAAUUGUUACAAAAUCGUAUUAAAAACCAAACACAAAAACCCAAACAGACAAUAGUCAAUUCAAAGUUUCAAUCGCUUAUAAAAUCCAAACACGAACGCAAUUAAUGAUAACAUUAAUUAUUGAGAAAUUUUCACAAACCAAUUGUACAAUAAUCUUCAAUUUAAUUGCUAGUUAAACAAAAA
Panonychus citri (citrus red mite) is the source of this 1533-nucleotide messenger RNA. RefSeq lists its product as uncharacterized. The coding region runs from base 824 to 1318 and encodes 164 amino acids. The transcript is spliced from 2 exons. The record is from RefSeq and is a predicted model, not a curated record. Lineage: Eukaryota; Metazoa; Arthropoda; Arachnida; Trombidiformes; Tetranychidae.